UCGGCUGAGCAUUGUUCUGUUUCGUGAUAAAAUUAUCAAUGAAAAGUAAUCUAAAAGUAUAAUGAAUUGACGAAAAUAUUUUUAUUAUAGUACAUUGUAUAAUAUUAAAGCAAGUUCACAUCAGCAACAAGUGGAAAACUGUAUCUUUUGGUGUCGAAACUAUUGUUCGUAAACUACAUGGAUCAUUAUGGAACCAGUUGACAACAAUCAAUUCGAAGUGAUCACAGCCAAGAGAAAAAUACAGACGGGUCCUAACGUGUACCUCAAUCCAGCCCUAGAUCUGUUGGCCAACGAGGAUCCUAUGUGCAACAACGCUAUGGAGAUAACCGCUACUAAAAAACGCAAACGAACCAAGAGCUGUGAUAUUGUAGCAUUUGAGAACUCCGGAUUAGAUUUAGGAGUAAAUAAGGCAGCUGUAAACGAAUUCCUGAUGAAGGAAUUGGAAAAUGUGCGGAAAAAUUUCAAGACUUACAAAGAUUUACCUACGACUAGUAAUAGUAUCGAACCACUAUCACAAACGAGCAAUUCGGAACCAAUUUAUGCAAACUUGACUGAGUUACAUAAUGCUACACAGCAGAACACUGUCCCCGAGAUAGAAUUAAGUCCGGUAACAUCAAUACAUAAAUAUGAUAUUGACAGUGUGGAUCAUCUUGAAGCUGAUUCAGGAAUAUCAAUAGUUGAACAGAAAUCAUUGAGUGCUACAACAACUCAGGAAUUAAUCAACAAUGAUUUGUCCUCUAUACACCAAACAAUGAGCAUGCAGACAAACCUCACAAAUCAAGUAUUCAUUAACAACACUAGCAACAGCAAUAUCAAUUUGAGUUUUAUUGACCGCCUCGCUUUAGAUUCUCCAAUGAAUUCCAAUCAAUCGUUAUAUUUGGACGACGAUUUAAACGAGAGCAACAUCAUGGAGAUCAAAACUAUAACAAUAAUCACUAAAAAGAAGAUAGUUUCCAAUAAAAAGAACACCAACCCAUUCCUAGAUCCUAAUUUGCAAUAUGAAGUUGCUGAGGGUGCGGAAAACCCGUUUUUGGAUAGAGAUGAAACCAAUGAUUUAGAGUAUAACACUAUGGCACCUAGAGAAAUAGAUAACGUCCCAAACAACAUAAUGCCUAGAAGACUAUUCGCUCAUGAUACUAACAGCACCGUGUCUACUUUUAAUGAAUCAUCAAUGCCUGCAGAAGCACAUGAAUAUGAAAAUGUUGGGUUGUAUAGAUCGGAGAGCCCCAUCUAUGAAAACAUAGGAGAAGACAUUGUUGAUACACACUAUAACAAGCAAAGUAAAAUACUCGGGUGUGAUGUUUCUCAGUUCAGUUCGGGGGAUAUUCUAAAUAGAAAUAGCCAAAAUAAUACUAACGAUUCACAAGACAGUAAAAAGGAUUCCAAACACAAUUUAUUCAAAGCAACCAAGUUAUCAAAAAAAGUAUUCAAAACUUUAAAGAAAAAGUUCAAAGGGGAAAAGGUAGAAGCAAACGUAACACUGAACCCGUAUGAAGUGCCAAGAAAAACACCAAAAAUUAAAUCAGAGAAGAAGGAACCCGGGAUAGAAAACCCCGCUCUGAAACUUGAUAAUUCCGAUGAAAUAGAAAUUGAGGAGUUGGACGAGGAACACCAGUAUGAAACAAUAAAGACCAUCAGAAAUACAAGACUUAACACCAAUGUUACUCCACUUAGAGAAAGAGCUAUAGAUAAUAUAGAUACAUCCCAAAAUAGGACUUAUACACCCGGCAAGAAGGUGCGUUUUGAUUCAACGAUGAACAAGGAAAAAAUUAUAACGGGCAACAGCUUUGACUGUGGCAUACAAAGCCCAGGUUUUGACGCAAAGAUUGAUAAAUACCAUGAUGAACUAGAAAACUGCAUCAAUGAAAGAAAAUUCAUACAACAAAAUAUGUGAAGAACCAUUUUCAUUACUGUUAAGACAAUAAUGUUUAUGCUUCUAAGAAACAUACAAUUUUCAUGUUAAUGUGUUU
Messenger RNA from Aricia agestis (brown argus), 1970 nucleotides. RefSeq lists its product as uncharacterized. The transcript is spliced from 2 exons. The record is from RefSeq and is a predicted model, not a curated record. Lineage: Eukaryota; Metazoa; Arthropoda; Insecta; Lepidoptera; Lycaenidae. The coding region runs from base 188 to 1894 and encodes 568 amino acids.